AUGCGGCGUCGGCGCGGCGGGUUUGGUUCGGCAUUGUCUGCGCUCCACCCGAGCACCGCGGCGGGGCCCGCACGCCUCUCCGGGAAGUCGGCGUCCCGGACAGAAAGCACCUGGCGCCCCUCCUCGGGGUACCCCUCCUUCGGUCCCGGGGCGAGCCGGCGGGGGUCUUGGGAGCCAGCGCGCUGCGGGCCCUGCAGCAGCCCCUCCGGUGUCCUCGGGGACGCCAAGCAGAGCGGCUCGGACCGCAGUCAUAUCAACAUGCCCUCUCUCCUGUUGCUGGAAGCCAUCUGCAUUGUCCUGUUUGCUGGAGUGCCUCCAUCCCUCCCUCUUCAGGAAGUCCACGUGAGCAAGGAGAUUAUUGGGAAGAUUUCAGUCGCCAGCAAAAUGAUGUGGUGCUCGGCUGCAGUGGACAUACUGUUUCUGAUGGAUGGCUCUCAUAGUGUCGGGAAAGGGAGCUUUGAAAGGUCCAAGCACUUUGCCAUCACGGUCUGUGAUGCUCUGGACAUCAACCCUAGGAAGGUCAGGGUGGGAGCCGUCCAGUUCAGUUCCACCCCUCGUCUGGAAUUCCCCUUGGAUGCCUUUUCAACCCAACAGGAAGUGAAGGCAAAAAUCAAGAGGAUGGUUUUCAAAGGAGGGCGCACAGAGACAAGCCUUGCUCUGAAAUACCUUCUGCACAAAGGAUUCCCAGGGGGCAGAAAUGCCUCUGUGCCCCAGAUCCUCAUCAUCGUCACCGACGGGAGGUCCCAAGGGCACGUGGCCCUGCCCUCCAAACAGCUCAAGCAGAGGGGCAUCACUGUGUUCUCCGUGGGCAUCCACUUCCCAAGGUGGGAGGAGCUGCACUCACUGGCCAGCGAUCCAAGGGAGCAGCAUGUGCUGAUGGCCGAGCAGGUGGAUGACGCCGCCAACGGCCUCUUCAGCACCCUCAGCAGCUCCGCCAUCUGCACCACCGCCUCUCCAGACUGCGAGGUCCAGCCUCACCCCUGUGAGCGCAAGACGCUGGAGACGAUCAGGGAGCUUGCUGGCCUCGCCCCGUGCUGGAGAGGAUCUCGGGGCACUGAUGCUGUGCUGCCUGCCCUCUGUCCCUUCUCCAGCUGGAAGAGAGUGUUCUUCACCCACCCCACCAGCUGCUACAGGACCACCUGCCCAGGCCCCUGUGACUCACAGCCCUGCCAGAAUGGAGGCACGUGUGUUCCAGAAGGACCGGACAGGUACAACUGCCUUUGCCCGCCAGCCUUUGGAAGGGAAGCCAACUGUGCUCUGAAUCUGAGCCUGGAGUGCAGAGUGGACGUCCUGUUCCUGCUGGCCGGCUCAGCGGAUGCCACCCCGGAGGGCUUCCAGCGGGCCAAGGCCUUCGUGAAGCUGUUUGUGCGGGCAGCCCUGGCCGGAGACUCCCGGGCACGUGUGGGUGUGGCUCUCUAUGGCGCAGAGCUGACCGUGGCCGUGCCAGUGGGCGAGUAUCAGGACGUGCCGGACCUGGUCCGGAGCCUCGACGGCCUGCACUUCGACGGUGGCGCCACCCUGACGGGCCGGGCCCUGCAGCAGGUGGCAGAGCGUGGCUUCGGGAGUGCCCCCAGGACAGGCCUGGACCGGCCUCAACGGGCGGUGGUCCUGAUGACCGAGGCACGCUCCCAGGAUGAGGUGGCCGGCCCGGCGGGUUUUGCGAGGGCCUGGGAGCUGCUCCUGCUGGGUGUGGGCAGCGAGGACGUGCGGGCGGAACUGGAGAUCAUCACUGGUGGCGCAGAGAGUGUGCUGACCUACACCAGCCCGCAGGACCUAUUCGACCAAAUCCCAAAGCUGCAGGGCAAGCUGUGCAGCCGGGCACGCCCAGGCUGCCAGGCCCAGUCGCUGGACCUGGCCUUCAUGCUGGACGCCUCGGUCUCAGUGGGGCCCAAGAACUUCGCCCAGAUGCAGAGCUUCGUGAGAAGCUGCGCCCUCCGGUUUGACGUGAACCCCGAUGUGACGCAGAUCGGCCUGGUGGUGUAUGGCGGCCACGUCCAGACAGCCUUCGGGCUGGACACCCACCUUAGCCGUGCUGCAGUGCUGCGGGCCCUGAGCCAGGCCCCCUACCUGGGAGGGGUGGGCUCGGCAGGCACGGCCUUGCUGCACAUCUAUGACAAGGUGAUGACGGUCCGGGGCGGCGCCCGGCCUGGCGUCCCCAAGGUGGUGGUGGUGGUCACGGGUGGGAGCGGGGUGGAGGACGCGGCUGUCCCGGCCCAGAAGCUGAGGGACAACGGCGUCUCGGUCUUGGUGGUGGGUGUGGGGCCCGUCCUGAGGGAGGCACUGCGGAGGCUCGCGGGUCCCCGCGACGCCCUGAUCCACGUGGCAGCCUACGCAGACCUGAGCCACCACCAGGAUGCACUCAUCGAGUGGAUAUGCAGAGAAGCCAAGCGGCCAGUUAACCUCUGCAAACCCAGCCCAUGCAUGAACGAGGGCACCUGUGUCCUGCGCAAUGGGAGCUACCGCUGCGAGUGCCAGGGUGGCUGGGAGGGCCCCCACUGCGAGAACCGGGCCUUGAGAGGAGAUGCCCUCAAGGCACGUGGCUCCAGCCGAGAGCCUGCAGGAGGGCAGCCACUGAGCCCCUCCCAGCUGGGCCUACAAAGAAGGCCUGGGCCCCCUGGGCACUGA
Messenger RNA from Budorcas taxicolor (takin), 2625 nucleotides. RefSeq names its product von Willebrand factor A domain containing 2 (gene VWA2). NCBI's taxonomy places the organism in Eukaryota, Metazoa, Chordata, Mammalia, Artiodactyla, Bovidae. Gene Ontology annotation, molecular function: calcium ion binding. The record is from RefSeq and is a predicted model, not a curated record.